Molecule: messenger RNA, 2313 nt
Organism: Fusarium redolens
Lineage: Eukaryota; Fungi; Ascomycota; Sordariomycetes; Hypocreales; Nectriaceae
Product: glycoside hydrolase superfamily
Exons: 6
Coding region: 1-2313 (770 amino acids)
Biological process (GO): carbohydrate metabolic process
Molecular function (GO): beta-glucosidase activity
Source: RefSeq, a predicted model, not a curated record
AUGCCUUCUCUUCCAAAGGAUUUCCAACUUGGUUUCGCAACGGCGUCUUACCAGAUUGAAGGUGCCGUCGCAGAAGAUGGUCGCGGACCUUCAAUCUGGGAUGUAUUCUGCCAUCUUGAACCAACACGAACAAAAGGUGCAAACGGCGAUGUUGCGUGCGAUCAUUAUCACCGCCUCGAAGAAGAUCUUGAUCUUUUGAAGCGAUAUGGAUCUGAUAUGUAUCGCUUCUCAAUUUCAUGGUCCCGUGUUAUUCCUCUUGGCGGGCGGGAUGAUCCUGUUAAUGAAGCCGGUAUUGCUUUUUAUGAUAGGGUUAUUGGUGGGUGUUUGAAGAGAGGUAUUACGCCGUGGGUUACACUGUAUCAUUGGGACUUGCCGCAGGCGUUGCAUGAGAGGUAUGGUGGAUGGUUGGAUGUUGAGGAGUCGCAGAAGGAUUUUGAGAGAUAUGCGAGGCUUUGUUAUGAGAGAUUUGGGGAUCGAGUGAAGCAUUGGAUUACACUCAAUGAACCCUGGAUUGUUUCCAUAUUUGGAUACGCAACGGGAGGCAAUGCCCCAGGACGAAGCAGCAUCAAUCCCCAGUCAACAGAAGGCGAUACCUCAACAGAACCAUGGAUCGUCGGCAAGGCUCUCAUCAUGAGCCACGCCCGGGCUGUCUCAGCCUACAACCAAGACUUCCGUGCAUCACAGAAAGGUCAAAUAGGAAUAUCGCUGAACGGGGAUUACUACGAACCAUGGGAUAUCAACGACCAGCGAGAUAGUGAAGCUGCUGAGCGACGCAUGCAGUUCCAUAUCGGAUGGUUUGCCGACCCCAUUUUCUUAGGACAAGACUACCCCAAGUGCAUGCGCGAUCAACUCAAAGAUCGCUUACCACAGUUCACAUCCGACGAGCUCAAACUUCUUCGCUCAGCAGAAAGUGACUUCUACGGCAUGAACUACUACACCUCUCAAUUCGCCCGCAACAAAACCUCCCCGGCGCCAGACACAGAUUACAUUGGCAACCUCGACGAGCUCCAGACCAACAAAGCCAGUGACCCCGUCGGUUCAGAAAGUGGUUUGCACUGGCUCCGAUCCUGCCCAGAUCUCUUUCGCAAACAUCUCACACGUGUACAUCGUCUUUACGGCAAACCUAUCAUCAUCACAGAGAACGGCUGUCCUUGUCCAGGGGAGGAUAAAAUGACGCGUGAGGAAUCUGUUCAGGAUGAGUAUAGGAUCAAGUAUUUUGAAGAUCACCUUGAUGCUAUUGGGAGGUCGGUCGGUGAAGAUGGAUCUGUUGUUGAGGGGUAUUUUGCUUGGUCGUUGAUGGAUAAUCUGGAGUGGUCUGAUGGGUAUGGACCGAGGUUUGGAGUAACGUUUACGGACUAUGAGACGUUGGAGAGGACGCCGAAGAAAUCGGCCUUGGUGUUGAGACAGCUUAUAGAGCUCACGUGGUGCGUCAUGGUAGUGGGAUUACCACUAAUGCAUUACAGUAUCAACAAUCAAGAUAUUUUUCCUUAUCUGUAUAUAUCUCGUUCACUUUCAAUCCACUCCGUUAAUAUGGCUCGCAUUCUUAUUACCGGUUCCGCCGACGGUUUAGGCCUCGAAGCUGCGCGUCAACUCGUCAAGCGCAAUCACACCGUCUAUCUCCACGCGCGCAACGCUCAACGCGCAGCGGAAGCCAAAGAAAAAUGCCCUGGUGCAGCCGGUGCUUUUGCAGCGGAUUUGACUCUCGUUUCCGAGACGAAAAGGCUUGCCGAGGAAGUCAACGCAGUCGGAACCUUCGAUGCCAUUAUUCAUAAUGCUGGCAUGCUGGCUGGACCGUUCCGCAAGACUCCCGAUACGGGAAUUCCAGCUCAAACUGCCGUCAAUGUGCUUGCACCUUAUAUUCUCACUUGUCUCCUAACGCCUCCCAAGAGACUCAUUUAUAUCGCGUCUCAGCUCCAUGCCCAGGCUGAAGCAAGCGUCAAGGAUAUAUUCUGGCUUGAACGAGGCGAAUCUCAAUUUCACGACUUCCCGGCCUACUGUGACUCAAAGUUGCACGUCAUCUUGCUCGCAAACGCAGUCGCCCGGCGCUUCAAGGGCACGUCAGUCAUUUCUGUUCAUCCCGGCUGGAUUGCGACGAAACUUGGUGGUGAGGAUGGUCCUGAUAAGCUCGAGGAUGGAGUUGAUACAUAUGUUAUGUUGGCUGAAGGUGAUUAUGAUCAAAAGUUGACUGGAAAAUACUUUGAGCCUAAGAGGAAACUGGCAGAGCCAACCCCUCAGUGUAAUGAGGUUGAGUUGCAGGAACGGGUUGUUGAUGCUUGCGAGAGCUUAGUGGGAUUGAAGCUUCCCGAGUUUUGA